Dentiscutata erythropus is the source of this 834-nucleotide messenger RNA. The record is from the annotation of a GenBank genome assembly. NCBI's taxonomy places the organism in Eukaryota, Fungi, Glomeromycota, Glomeromycetes, Diversisporales, Gigasporaceae.
AUGGAAAUUUCAAAGAAGAGUAUUAAGUCAUCUAUUUCAAGAAAGAAAUUUCAGCGACUUUAUAUGCAUUCACUUUGGAUACCAAGUUUUUCAUUAGUGAAAAAUAUUGCUAGUUAUGUAUAUAAUAUGAUAAAUAACCGUAGAGCAGACAUUGAAGUCGGAAAUGAUGUGUUAACUUUGUUUAUUGAUGCUGUUGACAAGGAUGGGGAGAAACUUAAUGAUAAAGAAUUAAGAGAUGUCAUUAUGAAUCUCAUUAUUGCUGGUCGGGAUACUACAGCACAAGCGCUAUCUUGGAUGGUGUAUUCUAUAAUGGCAAAUCCAUCCGUUGAAGAUUCUUUACUAAAAGAAAUUAAUUCUAUUCUUUCUCCAAACACUCCAAUUCCAUCAUAUAACGAUAUCAAACGAUUUAAAUAUACAAACGCAACAUUUUAUGAAACUUUGCGAUUAUAUCCUAGCGUUCCAAAAAAUGGCAAGGUUUGUGUUAAAGAUAACAUCCUGCCAAAUGGUGUCCCUGUAUAUGCCAACGAAUUUGUGGUAUUUUUUCCUUGGGCAAUGGGAAGAGAUAAAAAAAUGUGGGGUGAAGAUGCAGAAGUCUUUAAACCUCAAAGAUUUUUAAGUUCUGAAGAAAUGUCGAAACCAAACCCAUUUAAGUUUAUUGCGUUUCAUGCUGGACCUAGAACCUGUUUGGGGCAACAAUUCGCAACUGUUGAAGUAAUAAUUCUUGUAACGAUGAUGCUAAGAGAAUUUAAAUUUGAAUUAGUUCCUGGCCAAAAAUCUCCACCGGAAUUUCAAAAGUCUAUCACAUUGCCUAUGAAAGAACCGUUAAUGGCUAAA